Molecule: messenger RNA, 708 nt
Organism: Echinostoma caproni
Lineage: Eukaryota; Metazoa; Platyhelminthes; Trematoda; Plagiorchiida; Echinostomatidae
Source: the annotation of a GenBank genome assembly
AUGCUGGCUUUGUGCGGUCGAUGGAGUAUUGUGGGGGCCGCUCCUAUCGAUGACUAUCUGUUUCUCGCUCCGUCGCAUUAUGCGGUAAGGACCCUAACGGACUGUGACAAAAGGUACGCCCAGAUUGAGAAAGAAAUGCUAGCAAUUGUGUAUGCGCUGGAGAAGUUCGAAGAUUACACAUUUGGUCGGCUCACGCAUGUAUACUCGGAUCACAAACCACUGAUCAUGAUUGUGGAUAAAGCCUUCCAUAGAGCACCAAGGAGAUUACAAUCGAUGCUAAUACGUCUACAGAAAUACAAUUAUGAGCUGCAUUACGAACAAGGUAAACGCAUGUUUGUGGCGGACACGUUGUCACGAGCCACAUUGCCAGACACAGGACAGGAACAAAAGUUGGAAUCCGUGAACGUUGCAUUGGCGGUGACGCAGCUCGAGUUGUCUCACAUACGAACUGCAACUAUUGACGAUUCGAGUAUGCAAGAACUUAAAGGAGUUAUCACACGUGGUUGGCCAAAGAACAAAAAAAGCCUUCAUAUGGAUGUAUUGCCCUACUUUAAAUUUCGAGAUGAAUUAACUGUUCACGAUGAACUGAUUUUUCGUGGUAAAAGGCCUGCCGAAGGCACAAUGGACAAUUUGGCUCCGGCAAGGGUUGUUGGGCGCGGCUGUGUUCACCGCUUUGACUACAUGCAUCCGCAUUCCGGACCUAUAUGA